CACUAAAAAAUAUCUCAGGCUAUAGAACCAUAAGCUUCAUGACCAUCCAUUUCUUUUGGAUAAGAUAUAUGGUCAAUUAAAUAUCUCCAUUAAUUCCAAAGAAUAAUGAACAACUAAAACACAUUCAUAGAAGCCAUGAAAACUCUCAUAUGUGCAUCAAACCCAAUUCUCAAUCUCUCAAAAUCCACUCCAUGGAAACCAAAGUUCCCAUCUUUUCACCCUUAUCAGAACCACCCCUCAUUAAGCACAUUAAAGCCACAUGCAAGUGCCAAAGGCUUCUCCACUAGACCUUCAAACGUUGAAAAUGAUGUCAUCAAAACCGAUACUAGGAAACCCAACAGAGGGAAAAACAAUGAAGAUGAUGAGCUUCCAAAGGAAGUUAUGUACAGGGUAACAGGUAGAAUCUUGUUUUGUGUAGGAGUACCAAUGGGGUUGGGUUUGGCCUUCUUGCACCUUUUUGGUGAACUUAAGGAAAGACAAGUGUGGGAUGCGCCACUAUGGGUCCCGUUCUUGACAACAUUAUUAACUUUUGGGGCUUCCACAAUUGGGAUUGCAUAUGGGGCACUAUCUACAAGUUUGGAUUCAGAGAAGAAAGGUUCUUUUCUUGGGCUGGAACAAGUUCAAAACAAUUGGGUAGAAAUGUGGAAAGAAGAUAGUGAAAGCUAGACUAAGAUGAUGAUCAUAAUUUUGUAUUAUGGGUUUACAAUGUUGCAAGAUAUUAAUUAUAUUGUGUACCUCAAGUGAUUAUUAUGCACCAUUUCAAAAGUGAGAA
Abrus precatorius (Indian licorice) is the source of this 772-nucleotide messenger RNA. RefSeq lists its product as uncharacterized. NCBI's taxonomy places the organism in Eukaryota, Viridiplantae, Streptophyta, Magnoliopsida, Fabales, Fabaceae. The record is from RefSeq and is a predicted model, not a curated record. Bases 136 to 666 code for a protein of 176 amino acids. The transcript has a single exon.